Messenger RNA from Sciurus carolinensis (gray squirrel), 3165 nucleotides. RefSeq names its product EPS8 like 1 (gene Eps8l1). Gene Ontology annotation, biological process: regulation of Rho protein signal transduction; positive regulation of ruffle assembly; Rho protein signal transduction. Gene Ontology annotation, cellular component: vesicle; ruffle membrane; plasma membrane. Lineage: Eukaryota; Metazoa; Chordata; Mammalia; Rodentia; Sciuridae. Bases 184 to 2355 code for a protein of 723 amino acids. Gene Ontology annotation, molecular function: actin binding. The transcript is spliced from 21 exons. The record is from RefSeq and is a predicted model, not a curated record.
GAGCCUGACCCUGUUGGUCAGGUCCAGCAGACGUCGGGCUCCAUCUCUGCUGGCUCCCAGGUCUCCAGGCAGGAGAAGCUCUCCCCCAGCACCAUGAGCACCACCACUGGAGCCCUACAGGUGGAUGCUACCCUACAGAAGGGGAACUGAGGCAGGAGAAAUUAAGUCCCUGCCCAGGAUCUUAUGGCAAGGAAGCAGCACACAGGAUUUGAACCCAGCCCAGAAGCUGCCCCCAAGCCAAGUGCCAAGUCUAUCUACGAGCAGAGGAAGCGCUACUCCACCAUGGUUAUGGCUGAUGUUUCCCAGUACCAUGUCAAUCACCUGGUGACGUUCUGCCUGGGCGAGGAGGAUGGCGUGCACACCGUGGAGGAUGCCUCCAGGAAGCUGGCCGCCAUGGACAGCCAGGGCCGUGUUUGGGCACAGGAGAUGCUACUUCGAGUGUCCCCUGACCGAGUCACCCUGUUGGACACAGUCUCCAAGGAGGAGCUGGAGUCUUAUCCACUGGGCGCCAUCCUGCGCUGCGACGCGGUGACGCCGCCAGGACGGAGUCGCUCGCUGCUGCUCCUGGUGUGUCAGGAGCCAGAGCGUGCGCAGCCAGACGUGCACUUCUUCCAGGGCCUGCGCCUCGGGGCCGAGCUGAUGCGAGAGGACAUCCAGGGGGCUCUGCACAAUUACCGCUCCGGUCGCGGGGAGCGCCGGGCAGCAGCACUCAGGGCCACGCAAGAGGAGCUGCAGCGCGGUCCCUCGCCGGCCGCGGAGACUCCACCCCUGCAGCGCCGCCCGUCGGUCCGCGCGGUCAUCGGCUCUGCGGAGCCGGCCGCGGGCCGCGGGCGACCCCAGGUGGAGCCUAUUCCUGAGGCGGAGGAGGCGGCAAGGCCGGGCCCGGCGCGCACCGCCUGCCUCGCAGAUCCGGCCUCGCCAGACCUGGGCCCCCGGGGUCCUGAGCUGGCGGGUCUGCAGGCGGAGCGAGAAGUGGACAUCCUGAACCACAUUUUCGACGACGUGGAGAGCUUUGUAUCGAGGCUUCAGAAGUCGGCAGAGGCCGCCCGCGUGCUGGAGCACCGGGAGCGCGGCCGCAGGACGCGGCGCCGGGAGGCCGGGGAGGGCCUGCUGACUCUGAGGGCCAAGCCGCCCUCGGAGGCCGAGUACACCGACGUGCUUCAGAAAAUCAAGUACGCCUUCAGCCUGCUGGCCCGGCUGCGCGGCAACAUCGCCAACCCCUCUUCCCCGGAGCUGCUGCACUUUUUGUUCGGACCUCUGCAGAUGAUUGUGAACACGUCGGGCGGCCCUGAGUUCGCCAGCAGCGUGAGGCGGCCGCAUCUGACGUCCGAGGCGGUGGCGCUGCUGCGGGACAAUGUCACUCCUCGUGAAAACACACUCUGGACCUCGCUGGGGGAUUCAUGGACCCGCCCAGGGCUGGAGCUGCCCCUGGAAGAGGGACCCCCAUACAGCCCCGAGUUCUACAAUGGCUGGGAGCCCCCGGCCACUGACCCUCAGGGCCGCGCUUGGGAGGACCCAGUGGAGAGACAGCUACAGCACGAGAGGAGGCGCUGGCAGCAAAGCGCUCCUCAGGUCGCUGUCAAUGGUCACCAAGAGCCAGAGCUGGAAGCUGAGCCCCAACUGGAGCCAGAGCCAGCAGGAAAGUGGGUCCUGAGUAAUUAUGACUUCCAGGCCCGCAACAGCAGUGAGCUAUCCGUCAAGCAACAGGAUGUGUUGGAGGUCCUGGAUGACAGGCGCAAGUGGUGGAAGGUUAGGGACCAACAGGGCCAGGAGGGAUAUGUGCCCUACAAUAUCCUGACACCACACCGAGGACCCCAGAGGGACCACAUCCAAAGCCCUGCCGGAUGUGUGGAGCACAGCACUCCCCCUCCACCACCAGCUCCUGCCCCGGCUCCUGCUCCAGCGAGGCCCCACUGGGACAGCUGCGAUAGCCUCAACAACUUGGAUCCCAGCGAGAAGGAGAAAUUCUCCCAAAUGCUGAGUGUCAACGAGGAGCUGCAGGCGCGCCUGGCCCAGGGCCGCACGAGUCCCAGCCGUGCAACCCAGGGACCCCGCGCCCUGGAGCCGCAGCUCAGCCCGCACUCAGACGCCGGGAAAGUCCGCGCCUGGCUGCAAGCCAAAGGCUUUAGUCCGGGGACCGUGAACGCGCUGGGCGUACUGUCCGGCGCGCAGCUUUUCUCGUUGCAAAAAGAAGAGUUGCGGGCAGUGAGCCCUGAGGAAGGGGCGCGUGUGUACAGCCAGCUAACGGUGCAGCGAGCGCUGCUGGAGGACAAAGAGAAGGUGUCAGAGCUGGAAGCAGUGAUGGAAAAGCAGAAGAAGAAGGUGGAAGGCGAGAUGAAAACGGAGGUCAUCUGACCCUUCCGGGCCCCUUAGCAAAAAAUGACAAGCGUUUUCCCACGCACUGCGGGUUGAGACACUGGACUUCCCCAUCAGUGGCAGCAGAUUCCCUAAAGGAGCGCGAACCCAGGCGGCCCUGGUCUCUUCUACCCUGGUGGACAGACUCAACCGUUCUUGCUGAAGUCCCUCCUGAGCCACCAUCAACUGGUGGGAGUGGGAAGAGUGAACACCAACGACAGGAAAAGCUCUCCCGCCACUGGAGAGGACGCCCUCCUGAGCACAGUGCAUUGUAGCAUGCAGCCCAGUCUAUAAACAGCCUCUUCUGAGCCUGCAGUGUCCACCGCUGUCCCCUCUCUUACUGGCUUCAGGGACCCCUGCCCCUCACCCACUCACAGGCUUACAGGAGGCCAGAAAUCUGGGAGAUGUCCCGCCUUGAGUUUUUCUCUGAAACCUCUGCUCCACCCAGGGCACCCUAAAACAGGCUCCUUCUGGCUUCCUCACCACCAGUCUGUCCUCCAACUUGCCCCAUCUCCCGAGCACCUGUCUCUGGCUGUAUGUCCAUCCUGGCCUAGAGGCUUAGAGCACACCCACUGGCCCCAGCCCAGCAGCCUGCCUCUCACCACCCCCUGCCUGCCUGCCUCCGCCCCUGCCCUUCUCCACUUGCUGUUUCUGCUGGCCGGAGCGGCCCUUCUCUGCUUCUUACCUGAGUUUCAGGACCAACUCUGGGAAGCCUGCCCUCAUCUCCCAGGCUAGUCUCCCACCACCCACUUCAAUGCAUCGUCCCCACCUCCUGCAGCAGUCCAACCAUGUAGAAUAGCUGCCUCCUGA